AUGGCGCUUUCCUGCAGAUACGCAGCCCAGAGCUGCGCCCGCCAGCUCCGUGCCAGCGGCUCGCUUCGUGCAUCGACGACCCUCUUCCAGACCCGUACUCCCACAACCGCCAGGAGGCACAACUCGACCGAGGCCGCGGCAGCUCCGACAAACCCCAAGAUCGCCGCCAUUGUCGACCAGAUCAGCACCCUUACCCUCCUCGAGACCGCCGACCUCGUUUCAAGCUUGAAGACCAAGCUCAACAUCCCCGAUCUCCCCGUUGGUGGCUUCGCCGCCGCCGCUCCCGCAGCAGCCCCCGCCGCGGCUGAGGAGGCCGAGGAGGCCGCACCGGCCGCCGCCGAGAAGAGUGUCUUCAACAUCAAGCUCACUGCAUUCGACGCCGGUGCCAAGGCCAAGGUCAUCAAGGAGGUCAAGAACUUGUUGGGUCUCAGCUUGGUGGACAGCAAGAAGUUCGUCGAGAGUGCGCCAAAGCUGAUGAAGGAGAACGUGGCGAAGGACGAGGCCGAGAAGAUCAUUGCCACGAUGAAGGAGCUCGGCGCCACCGUCGUUAUGGAGUAA
Molecule: messenger RNA, 558 nt
Organism: Colletotrichum karsti
Lineage: Eukaryota; Fungi; Ascomycota; Sordariomycetes; Glomerellales; Glomerellaceae
Product: 50s ribosomal protein l12
Exons: 2
Coding region: 1-558 (185 amino acids)
Biological process (GO): translation
Cellular component (GO): ribosome
Molecular function (GO): structural constituent of ribosome
Source: RefSeq, a predicted model, not a curated record